AUGUCAAGUAGAGCCUCGGCAUUCGCGGAUCUUUUACAGACGUCUUUGAGUUCUCGGACGGUUUAUCUCAAAUGUGUCCCGGCCCCGGUCAACUUCUCGGAGCGUCGCGGCGUUCUGCGCGCUGUCCAAAAAAUUACACACGAAACUGUCGAGACAUUCAAAAAGCUCGAAGAUAAUUCUUCAUUCGUCGUCGUCACCACUAAACCAGGCACUGCUACUGCCCUUGUCAACGAUUCCCCCUUUCAGCGUGUCGUUAUUGACCAAGAUCCGAACGCUGCCUCUUCAUCCUCCCCCUCCUCUUCCUCAUGGGGUGCAGAGUACGACAUACGAGGAACUAUAACUACUCCUGUUCAUUCGCAUGCGCCCUCUAGGUUGUUAACAAGGGAAACGCCGGCCUUGUCUGAUCUGGGCGUCUCAUAUAGACUCUUCACCCUACAUAUGUUCGCCGCGAAUAAGACGUACAAUCAUAAGGAGGCGAUUAGGAAGAACCCUCUCCACGGGCCAUGGCCAUCUCAUAACGCUAGAGAGACAUUCGUGUCAGCCGCCUUGCGUAGGUCUAUACCAUCUGGGCCCAUGGCUCCAGCGUUGCGGGACUGGCACACUGCCAAUCAGUUAUCGCGCGAUUCGGUCAGUUUUGCCGACGAGGGCGUCGAGGGAGCAGCAUCUGUUCUUCUCGGGAAAAAACGUCUAUCUUCGAAGGAGAUAUUUUUCUUGGAUCGUAUUAGAGCACGACGAAAUGCAAAGGGGGUACCGGACAUCAUGAAAAGUCUAGCUGCAUUUGCGAACGAGCAUGCUCGCGAUGCACCUUCUAACGCCGUCAAUCCGUCUAGGAAGUGGGAUAAUUUCCAGUCAACUUAUUCCAACCUUAGAACGAAUACCGACUCCUUGCUCGGUGAAUCACCCGACGAUGUUUCUUCAGACCAAGAGAAACCACUUGCCAACGAAGAUACAUUCAACUGA
Molecule: messenger RNA, 960 nt
Organism: Daldinia vernicosa
Lineage: Eukaryota; Fungi; Ascomycota; Sordariomycetes; Xylariales; Hypoxylaceae
Exons: 2
Coding region: 1-960 (319 amino acids)
Source: RefSeq, a predicted model, not a curated record